This is a messenger RNA of Magnolia sinica, 1111 nucleotides long. RefSeq names its product glycine-rich RNA-binding protein RZ1A. Lineage: Eukaryota; Viridiplantae; Streptophyta; Magnoliopsida; Magnoliales; Magnoliaceae. The coding region runs from base 156 to 785 and encodes 209 amino acids. The record is from RefSeq and is a predicted model, not a curated record. Gene Ontology annotation, molecular function: zinc ion binding; RNA binding. The transcript has 4 exons.
CUACGCGAUGGACGCAAAGAGUCUCCCCUUUUAUAUGCUUCUCAGGUCGUCGCUAGGUUUUCAUUGCGCUUCUGCCAUCGCUCUGAGAAGUGAAGCGGCUCUCUCUCUCUCUCUCUCUCUCUCCAGCAGAUCUCGAAAGUUCAGUCAUCUGAUAAAUGUCGGACUCUGUGGAGUACCGCUGUUUUAUUGGCGGUCUUGCAUGGUCAACAUCUGACAGAGUUCUUAAAAGUGCAUUUGAGAAGUUUGGCCAUCUUACUGAGGCAAAGGUAGUUGUGGACAGGUUUUCCGGUCGCUCUCGUGGAUUUGGGUUUGUUACUUUUGAUGAUGAGGCAGCCAUGGAAGAUGCUAUACGUGCAAUGAAUGGUAUGGAUCUGGAUGGGCGAUCAAUUACUGUGGAUAAAGCUCAGCCACAAGGCUCCAGCAGAGACCGUGAUGGUGACCGUGACAAUGACCGUGGCCGUGAUCGUGGCCGUGAUCGUGAUUACGGUGGCAGUCGAGGUUCUAGCGGUGGAGAGUGCUUCAAAUGUGGCAAGCCAGGGCAUUUUGCUAGGGAGUGCCCAUCUGGUGGAGGUGGAAAAGGUGGGGACAGGUAUGGUGGCAGGGAUGAUAGGUAUGGUGGUGGUGGUGGUGGUGGUAACAGUCGCUAUGGUCCUGAUCGUAAUGGGGAUCGUUAUGGGGGACGCAACAGGGAUGGGGGUGGCCGUGGGGGGUUUGGUGGUGACCGAUACAAUCGUGAUCGUUCUGGUCCAUAUGAGCGCCCUGGCUCCGGAGGUUAUCGAUCUUGAUCAAGUGCCUUGAAGCUUGUGCGGCCGCUAGUCUGCGUGAAAUGGUGACUGUGGGCCUUGUUACCAGAUGCUCCAAAUGACGCAUGCACUCGUUUCAAAUCUGGCGGAUCUACUUCACUGUCUCCUCCAUUUCCCUGUUUAAGACUUGGGCAGUUGGCAGAAUUAUCUGUGGACCGACUGUUUUGUGGUGUGUCAGAUAUGGUCAUAUGAUGUUUUGGACAGGGUUUACCUUCGUAGCUUGCUUGACAUGAACUUGGGGUUUUGUCUUUUUAGUCUUUGAAUACCCGUUAUUGCUGCCUAAUUAUAGAGGUUCUGGGUUCUUGGUA